AUGAAAAAAAUCUCAAAGAGAAGAGAAGAUAUUAAAAAAAGGAUGUCAAAAGAGACAAAAAGUAUUGCAGUAGAAGGAAUUGUAGAGAGACAUCUCCAAAAAGAUUUAGAUGCAGAGGAAAAUCAAAACAUAAUAGAGACUUUGAGAGGCAAAGUAAGAGAAAAGCUGAAAAAUGCUAAGAUUAACCAAGGUGAAAAAUCUUCAACUCAACUAUGCAAAGGUACUAAGCUACAUCAGUCGUCGAAGGUUAAUGCACAGCAUGAGGUUUUGUUGGAUGAAGGUCUUUCGUUUUUCAUUCUGAGUGGUGACGAAGGCUCGACUUUUUAUCAAUCUUCAGAGCAGAGAUCAGGAAAUGGUAAUUACUUUAAAGGCUUUCCACUUGCCGAUAAUUUGCAAAAUAUUAUUGAAGGCCACGAUGAAGAUUUUAUGGAAGAAGUCAUUUUUACAGAUUUGCUUGAGGUAAAAGCUGCUGAGUAUGAAGAUGAUCAGGAACAAAUGAAAAAACAGGAGGCAAAUAUUUUUGUGCCAAGUAGCUCUCCAGUGAUCAACCAGCGUAAACUGCCAAGAGACAUGACGCCACGCAUUCUAGAAGAUGAAGGAUUGUAUAUACAAAAAAAGCCAGAAAUAUGUAGAAAAACCUGUAACAAAAUGGAAAAUCGCCUACUUAAACUGGAAGAGGGAAAAUAUUGGUUUGAAGAGAGUGGAGAAAUAAUGUCAUUACCUUCACCUAUUAAGCAGUCAUGGAAUUUCAGACUAAAUAUAAGCAAGGAAUCUUUAAAUCCAGCACUGAAGACCAUAUACAGGAAGGCAGUAAAAUCUGACCUCGGAGGCACCUUCAGGAGCAAAACGGAAGACCACAGGGAAAGGUACCAACUGGAUCUCAACAUUGUGGGUUUGCAAUUCAGCCAUCAUCCUCUCUUCAAUCAAGAACAGGUAUUAUGUGCCAGAUUGCUCCAACUUUAUGAAUGUUUCCAAGACAGACAGCAACAGAAUAUGGCUCAGCUGCUUUAUGAGAAGCUGAAAGCGCUUAAAGAUGCUACAAAAUUAGCAAAUGAACAUUUGGAAGCAAACCAGCUGACUAGAAAAUCUUUGGAAGACUAUUAUUGGCAAAUAAGUAAUACAAGACAGCUAUAUGAAUUAGAAAGAAAGAAGGAUUUCUCCUUAAUAAAGGGCAUAUUACGGACUUGGAAACAGAUAAAAUUCCUUCGACAACAGCAAGGGUUUACAAGUACCCCAAUAAAGUUGCAGUUUCAGAGGGUAAAAGUGAAUAAAUGUGAUCAACAAAAACAAGGACAAAUGUCAGAAACACCCGAGACUGAGAAGAAAUGUGAAGGAAAACCAUUUAACAAUGGGGAAAAACAGGAGAGCUCCUCACAUAUAGAUUCAGAACUUGAAGAAUCAGAAAUUGAAAUAGUAAAACCAGUUACCUUGAUGCCACAACUUUUUUCCACUGCAGAACUAACAACCUUAUCCAAAUGUUCAGAGCAUGAACAAAAGAGGAGAACCAAAAUUCAGAAGCUUAAGUACUUUAUUAAAAUAUUUUACAAUAAUAAAGAAGUUUCAUGCACUUCAAUCUCUACCCUGCAAAUUGAUUUUAAAGUCAUGUUUCAACAAAUUUUCAAUAUUCAGUUAAUAUAUUGGCCUGAAACCAUUUGCUUAGAGGUUUAUGAAGUCAAUAAAAGGACAAGUUUGCUGGCAAAACUAUAUUUACCUUUACCCAACAGCACAGAGCUGAAAGGUAAAACUGUUUUGGAAUAUGUGGAGUUUAGCUCUGAUCAGCUGGUCACACCUGAGCAUGGAGAAGUAGGAAGCAAUGUGCCAUUUAUUCUUGAUGAAAAUGGAACUGAAGAACUUUGUCUUUUGACAUCAGGAAAGCUUAGCUAUUCUUUGUCGUGGUCCUUGGAUGAAAAUGGUACCCCUGUGAUACCCAUGUCACAGUCUUUGAGAUCUGAUUACUGCUCUGUUUUAAGGAAUAUAGAUGCACGAGGUAUUCCUGGAAUUCCAUGGCUUGUUAAUGAACAGAAGCUUUUUGAAUGGGCAAAUGAAAUCAGAAUUGAUCCAAAUAAUCCAGAAUAUUCUGAUUUAGUAGAAUUUAUUAUGUACACGAGACAUAAUAAGGGGCAGGAAAUUCCGAAAUAUUUCCGUCUGGAGCAGCUGCAAGAUGAAUUUAACUUUGUUUCCGAGGAGGAAAUGAGGAAGAGCAAGCGUUUCCAGUUACUGCAGCUUAGAAAUGCAGGUCAAUUAGGGAUUUUCCUUCUGCAGCAAAUGCCCCCUUAUGAUACAGAGAUUCCAGAUACAGUCUUCCAGGAGUAUGAAAGUCAGAUAGAGAAAGAUGUGUCCAUCUCAGAAGUGAAUUCUAUUACUGCACAAAGAAUUGCUUCUCUGAAUUUUCUGAAAAGGAUGAGAAGGUUGAUAAUGAAAAGAAUUGUCAAAAUCAGCAAAUUUAGCUUGUCUGAUAUUGUGGCUGAUUAUGAAGAAAUCGUAACCGGAAGCCAGCUGACACAUGCAGUUUGUAAGUUUGUGGAACCACGAAGAAAGUUAAAGCCUCAGAGGAAAGAAAGAAAAAAAGUCACAGCUCAGACGGUCUCCAAUGGAGAUAUUAAGAUUCUUGUCAGAAUAUUAAGAGCCUAUAAUAUUCCCACUAGGAAAAUAACAGUUAGUAGAGCUCUGGCUAUGCCUACUUAUUUGAUGUCGUCUAUAUCUCGCCUCAGACAUAAAGAAACAAUCAAAUCCACAGCCUCAGAUGAGAUCUCAAACGAGGAUACUGUAAACCCAUUUGUAGAAGUUUCUUUUCAACACACUAUAUACCAAACCAGUACUGCAAGUGGAUCUCAUCCAUGCUGGAAUGAAGAAAUUGAAGUAGAUUUAAGCUCACCGGGACAAGAUUAUAGCUUCUCAAACUUAUCUGAAAUAAAAGAUUAUGUGCAUAUAAACAUUUUUGAUGAAAUGAUGAUUGAAAAACAUGAGGAUCACUGCCUCAAGAGCUGUAGCAGUCACUUAUAUAUAAGAAAGAAUUGGCUUGGAUCCAUUGCCUUUCCUUUUUCUGCUCUUCUGCAACAAUCUGAGAUUAGUGGAACAUUUCAAGUAAAUAUUCCACCAGUUUUGCUUGGAUAUACUUGGAGUAAGACUUACAUAUCUCCUAAAGAAGAUUGUGUUGGGCAGAAUUUAAAAGAAUGUAUCUUCUUAAAUAUUUUUGCUACCAUUGAACCACAAAUAUCACAUGUCACCUGCAAUCCAAAACUAGAUAAGUUUUCAGAUCAGAUGGAUAUUUUGCACAGAGCUCUGAUUUUUGAAAAAAACUGUAAGGCAAUGUUUCCAAAUAGAAGAAUCAUAACCACUGUUCUUAAUGAUGAAGGGGCACAGGUCUUAGUAACGAGAUACAUCAAGGCACUAAAUCCACCUCAGCAACUUCUGGAUAUAUUUCUUCAAGAUUCGAACACAACCCUAGACCUCAUUGCUCGAUUUGUAUCUUUGAUCCCUUUUAUGCCUGAUACGCUGGAUAAAAAUGAUGGCUCUGAUAUAUGGAUGACAUCAGAGCGCUGCAUCAGCUUGGCUAUUGGAAAUAAGGAGGAGCAUGCCAUACUUCUGUGUAAUUUCUUCCUAUAUUUUGGAAAGAGUGCUCUGGUCCUCCUGGGAACCUCAGUAUUAGAGGGCCAGGUGGCUUAUGUAUUGACUCAAGAAAAUGAUGAAUAUUUGCUCUGGAAUCCAUCAACUGGGCAAUGCCAUAAGCAGUUUGACCCAUUUUGUCCCUUGCAAAGUAUAGAUUGUUUGUUUGAUGAUAAAAAUGUGUGGUUUAAUAUUCAACAAAAUAAUACACCAAUGGCUAUACAUUUUGACUAUUCAAAAGAAAGUUUCUGGAAACAGUUAAUUCCAAAAAACUUCCAAGGGAUGAAAUCACCAAGCAUACAGCCUGAAGAAAUCAUUUAUUCUGAUACUAAUAAAAGCAUGGUAGAAGACUUAAAGAACAGAAUUGAAAGGACUCUAAAGGGCAAAAUUAUGGAAUGGAGACCCAAACAGCCAACACGUUGGAAUCGACAAUGUACUUCUAUUUUGCGACAAAUUCUUCCUAAGCUGGAACUUGGCACAGGAAGUUUUGUUUCACCUGAAGAAGAGAAUGAUUUUGAAAGAUUGCUUCAGUUUUAUUGGAUCACAGGCUUUCCCAUCCAGAUGCCAUACACUGAUGUACAGUCAGUUACUGAUGCUGUGUAUCAAACUGGAAUUCACUCCUCCCAAUUUCCUCAGACAGAAUUUGCUUUAGCUGUGUAUAUUCACCCAUUCCCAAACAAUAUUUUAUCUGUGUGGGUCUACUUGGCUUCCUUAUCCCGACAUCAGUGAAAAGGAAAGGACUGUAGUAUGUUCUGGGACUUUGGAAUCUUUCUGCUGAUCUUCAAGUCGAGCCAAAUACUGAGCCAAUGUUUGAUUCACACUUAGAGCUGAGCACUAUGGAAAAUCAUCCCACUGGGUUUAAAUAAUGUCCUUUGGAGACCUCUUCAAAAAGGACCUCUGGUUGCUUUGGCUCACCAUCUUAAUUUGGAAAAGAAGCAAAGAAGUCCAAAAUAAUUACAUCAUGUAUCUCUCACCCACUCCCUCAAAAUCACCUGGAAAAUCUUGCUAAACAUGCUGGUUCCCAGAUCUCACUCAGAACUAAUGUUUUGAGCCUGCAUUCUUUUUAACACACUCCCCAAGAAAUUAUGAUGCAGAGUAAAGAGUAAAAACUCAGCCUUACAAUGUUAUUAUUACCAAAAUGAGAUUAGUACAUUUGAUGCUUGCUCUGA
Ochotona curzoniae (black-lipped pika) is the source of this 4775-nucleotide messenger RNA. It is a transcript of the gene CC2D2B, whose product is annotated as coiled-coil and C2 domain containing 2B. Gene Ontology annotation, cellular component: ciliary transition zone. NCBI's taxonomy places the organism in Eukaryota, Metazoa, Chordata, Mammalia, Lagomorpha, Ochotonidae. Bases 1 to 4335 code for a protein of 1444 amino acids. The transcript is spliced from 34 exons. The record is from RefSeq and is a predicted model, not a curated record. Gene Ontology annotation, biological process: non-motile cilium assembly; protein localization to ciliary transition zone.